Messenger RNA from Fundulus heteroclitus (mummichog), 4867 nucleotides. RefSeq names its product protocadherin 18a (gene pcdh18a). Lineage: Eukaryota; Metazoa; Chordata; Actinopteri; Cyprinodontiformes; Fundulidae. The record is from RefSeq and is a predicted model, not a curated record. The transcript has 4 exons. Gene Ontology annotation, biological process: homophilic cell-cell adhesion. Gene Ontology annotation, molecular function: calcium ion binding. Bases 456 to 3989 code for a protein of 1177 amino acids. Gene Ontology annotation, cellular component: plasma membrane.
CUUUUGAUUUAAGAAUCAUUUGUCUUUUCUGGGGGAUGUCAUAAAAAGGAAGGGGGGCAGAGGAUGAAGUGCAGCUAGUACAUUUGAGGCGGGCUCUUUCCUCUUUCUUUUUGGCUAAAGUCUGCGCGCAGGCAAGCUCAAACGGAGCGAGGGAGCGAACGAGAGCACACAGCGCACAGACCAGACGCAAGGUGGAGAGGGAGAAAGACGCACAGAUUUCCAGUGGCACUCUGCCUGGAUGCGUGCAAAAAAGACUGAAUGACAAGAGAGGAUGGUUAGAAGGAGAAUCAGUUGAUUACAUGGGACCUAGCAGAAUUUAAACCAUCCUUGAUUAUUGCAUGUUUUUACGGAGAAAGCGAUGCAGCCGCUGAUUGAGCGAGCAGAGCACUUCGUAAGUUAGAGCUGGCACGGGUAAUUUUUUGCAGCCAUUUUUGCAACUGGACAAACCAGUAAAAAUGACGGGACUCUUUCUAACAAGAAUGUUGAGAGUUGUCAUGUUUUUUCUGCUUGCGGCGCAGCACGUUACCAGCAAGACGCUGAAGUAUCAGAUUUUUGAGGAGCAGAAGGUUGGCACUGUAAUCGCCCGCUUGAGAGACGAUGUCGCGGAUGUUUUGGCAAAACUUCCCAGCUCGGUGUCCCUGCGCUUCAGAGCGAUGCCGCGGGGAAGCUCCUCAUUCCUUGCCGUGCGUGAGCAGGACGGGGAGAUCAGCAUCAAAACUAAAAUCGACCGUGAGAAACUCUGCGAGAAGAACCUGAACUGUUCCAUCCAGUUCGACGUUCUGACGCUCCCCACCGAACACCUCCAGCUGUUUCACGUCGAGGUAGAAGUGCUGGACAUCAACGACAACACGCCGCAGUUUGCCCGAACCCUCAUCCCCAUAGAGAUUUCAGAAAGCGCGGCCAUCGGAGCGCGCAUCCCCCUGGACAGCGCCACGGACCCCGAUGUGGGUGAGAAUUCAUUAUAUACGUACGCACUAGAGCCAAACAACAACUUCAAGAUAGACGUGCAGUCCAGGAGCGACGGGGUUAAGUACGCUGAGCUGGUGGUGCUCAAGGAGCUCGAUCGGGAGGUGCGCUCCAGUUACGAACUUCAGUACACAGCCUCUGACAGGGGCGUUCCCCCGAGAACGGGAUCGACCCUCCUCAGAAUCAAUAUUGCUGACUCCAAUGACAAUAGUCCUGUUUUUGAGAAGUCCUCCUAUGUUAUUAAUCUACCUGAAAACUCACCUGUUGGCACCCUGCUCAUUGACUUGAACGCCACUGAUGCAGAUGACGGCACAAACGCCAAAAUUGCAUACUCAUUUAGCUAUCACGUGUCUCCAAAAAUUAUAGAAACGUUCAAAAUUAACACCGACAGUGGUCACCUGACCCUCAUCAAGCGUGUGGACUAUGAGACAGUAAAUUCCUAUGACAUUGAUGUGCAAGCUCAAGACCUGGGUCCAAACUCCAUGCCUGCUCACUGCAAGAUCUUGAUUAAAGUGGUAGAUGUGAAUGACAACAAACCAGACAUCAGGAUCAAUUUCCCCUCUCAGGGGAAUGGAGAUGCUGCUUAUGUAUCUGAGGCAUCUCCACUGGACACAUUUGUUGCUUUAGUAAGAGUGGAGGACUUAGACUCUGGGUUAAAUGGAGAAGUUGAGUGUAAACUUCAUGGUCAGGGUUACUUCAAACUGCAAAAGACAUAUGUGAACAAUUACAUGAUUCUGACCAAUGUGUCCUUGGACAGAGAGAAGAGGUCAGAGUUCAGCUUGACUGUAGUGGCUGAGGACCAGGGUACCCCCAGUCUCUCCACUGUGAAACACUUCACAGUGCAUGUUACAGACGAAAAUGACAACCCACCACGUUUUGAGAAGGGACGAUAUGAGAUCUUCAAAUCAGAAAACAAUGCCCCCGGAGCGUACCUUACAUCUAUUAUGGCUACUGAUCCUGACCUGGAUGCCAAUGGACAGGUAAGCUACUCUAUCCUGGAAAACUCAAUUCAUGGAAGUUCCAUUUCUACCUACGUCACCAUAGACCCGUCUAAUGGCGCCAUCUAUGCUCUACGCACAUUUGAUCGGGAGGAUGUGAGUAGUAUCUCUUUUGUUGUGCAAGCCAAAGACACGGGUAAACCGCCACUGACCAGCAACGCUACUGUUGUUCUGAACAUUCUGGAUGAAAAUGACAACCCCCCAGUCGUUGUGGUUCCACAGCUGUGGAAUUUUACGGCAGACAUUCCUGUAUCAAAGUUUGCAGAGGCUGGGCAUACAGUGACAGUGGUUAGAGCGACUGAUCGCGACACAGGGGUCAAUGCUGAGCUCAUCUGUUCUAUUGUCAGUGGCAACGAAGAAGGAUUUUUUGUUAUUGAACCAAGAACAUGCGAGAUCCAAGCCAAUGCUAGUCUGGAGCAUUUCCCCCACGAGCAUGCUGAGCUUAUUGUAGUGGUCAGAGAUCAGGGAAGUGAAAGUCUUAGUGCUAAGGCAGUUUUAAAAAUAAACCUCUGUGAGAAUAAGGAGAACCAUGUGCAGCCAAUGGAUCAGGGGGAGUCCUCAAUCAGUUGGUCGCUGAUGAUCAUAAUCAUGCUUGUGGUCAUCUGUGUCGUGCUCCUUUUCAUCAUGGUGGCCUUUGCGAUCCACCGUAAUAGGGAUAAGAAGGACACAAGGCACUCUUAUAACUGCCGGGUGGCAGAGUCCACCCACCAGCACCACCCAAAGAAGCCUUCACGACAAAUCCACAAAGGGGACAUCACCCUGGUGCCCACAGUGAACGGCACCCUCCCCAUCAGGGCCCACCACCACUCACCGUCGGCCACACCUCCAAUGGACCGAGCCCAGAUGGGGGUUCCUCAGAACCUCCAUAGCCACCAAUACCUCAACAGCUUGGUGACCAUCUCGUCCAACCACAUCCCAGAGAACUUUGCACUGGAAAUGGCACACUCGACUCCACCGGUUGAGCAAGUCUCACAGCUUCUGUCCAUGCUCCAUCAGGGCCAGUACCAGCCCAGACCCAGUUUCCGUGGCAACAAAUACUCCCGCAGCUACAGGUACGCGUUACAGGACAUGGACAAGUUCAGCCUGAAGGACAGUGGCCGUGGGGACAGUGAGGCGGGGGACAGUGACUGUGAAAUGGGGCGGGAAUCCCCUGUGGAUAGGCUGCUGCUGGGGGAGGGGUUUUCUGAUAUGAUGCACCUCGAAAUGCAUCACCGACUCCACCCAGCUAUGAGACUGUGCACGGAUGAAUGCCGUAUCUUGGGACACUCUGACCAGUGCUGGAUGCCUCCCAUCUCCUCACCUACUUCAUCUGCAGACUACCGGAACAAUAUGUACAUCCCUGGGGAAGAGUCCUCCCAGCCUCCCCAGCUAGAUGAUGAUGAGUCUUCAGUUGACUCAGAGAAUCGUAAGAGUUUCUCCACAUUUGGCAAGGAGUCUGGAAGUGAAGAGCUGGGGGCCAUUGGAGGAGGAGGCGAUGCAGUUGUGGGAGGGGCUGGAUCCCUCCUCACAGAGAUGAACUCUGUAUUCCAGCGACUCUUACCCCCCAACAUAGACUCCUACACUGAGUGCACUGAAAUGAGCUCGCCCUCAUCCUCAUCGACCACAGAGAGGGCAAGCACUCGUGGUGGCAACAUCACAGGUAACAAUAGUAACAACGCUGCUGCACAGGACAGCCGCAGAGGAUUGCUUCCUGGUGGUAAAGGUCCUGCUUACCCCCCAGGCGUAGCUGCAUGGGCUGCCAAUACACACUAUUUAAAUCCAGGGAACGCAUCUGUUGGGAAUAACAAUGUUUCCUCCUCUUCCUCCUCACCCUCAACCUCCACCAAUGGACAACCACCACACCUCAAAUGGCUGCCAGCCAUGGAGGAAAUCCCGGAGAAUUACGAGGAGGAUGACUUUGACAGCGUAUUCCAUCAGGGUCACCAGAGCGGCAAGCGCAGUGAGAGCCGCCACGAGGCCGGCAUGGAUGCUAGUGAGCUGGCCCAGGAGAUCAACAAACUGCUGCAAGACGUUAGACAGAACUAGAUGGGCAAAACAGAGGAGGGAUGACAGGAUUUCACUGUGUGAUGCGUGAAAACAUUUCACCACAUUAUGGUACAUUCUUGUUUAUUGUGCCAAGCAAAAACUGUUAAAUUACAGGUUUCACUGACAGCUUGUUAGCUGCUUGUUUAUAUUAACAAAUGUCCUCAUUGCCUCAGUGUUGAAGAAUACAUACAGAAAAAGUAAAGCUAUGACAUUUUGAGGCAUCAAAAGCAUGAACUUAAUGAACAGAUUGUUGAAAGUUGCUUCAUUGAGUGUUUCUUGAUGGAAAUUCAUUGAAAAGAUUUUUUUAUUCCUUUGAAAUGUUUACAGCAAUGUGAACAGACUUUGAGAAACCAAGUGUUGUGUGAACAAAGUUUUUGAUUCUACAUUAUACAAUAUUGUAUAGUGUGUCUGUGGAAAAAGGCAAACUUACUUGACUAUUGUGCCAUGUCUUCUGUUUGUUAUCAUAGAAUGUAACUGUACAAUUUGACCUUUGUAUUUUAAAAAUACACUCUUUUUUUACUUCUAUAUAUUUAUAUGUGUCGAUGUAUGUAUGUACAGAAAAACAACACAAAUGUCUAUUUUUUAUAUUUGUCACUGCAUGUUAUAUCUUUUAAUGUGUCCCUGUAACAUUUGCCCUCUUGAUUUUGUAAGAUAAAGUUGUAUUUUUUGUUCUUGAAUGUGUGUGUGUGUGUGUGUGUGUGUGUGUGUGUGUGUGUGUGUGUGUGUGUGUGUGUGUGUGUGUGUGUGUGUGUUAGAGAGAGAGAGAGAGAGAGCGUGAAUAUUAAAGUCUUUAUUAUUCAAUGCAGUUCCACGUUGGAAGUGAUUUUGUAUGGUAACAUUGUGACCUAUAAAUAAAGUGGAGGGGACUUAUAACACAG